Messenger RNA from Uranotaenia lowii, 715 nucleotides. RefSeq names its product TM2 domain-containing protein CG10795 (gene bisc). NCBI's taxonomy places the organism in Eukaryota, Metazoa, Arthropoda, Insecta, Diptera, Culicidae. The record is from RefSeq and is a predicted model, not a curated record. The coding region runs from base 95 to 664 and encodes 189 amino acids. The transcript has 2 exons.
AACGUAAAAAAGUUUCGAUUGACCCGCAGCUUCAUUUCAUUCAAUUUUCUAUCGAUUAUUCGCAAUUUUCUCCCCAAUAACUCUCAUAUCCAUCAUGUCCCUGUUCAGAAUACCUAAAGCAACCUUCAGGUACGUUGUCGCCAUAACGCUACUUCUGCUGAUUCUGAUCCCGGAAACGUUACCCAUCGAGAUGGAUUGCUCGGAUCUACGAAUGGGACAGUAUCUAUGCCCAGAUCCAUCGGUGCGGCAUAUAGAUCCCAAAACGCAACAGCUAAAGGGAUGCAACAAAGACGGAAAAGCACGGGUCUGGUGCUUAGCCACCGAAGGAAUCGUUUGCAGUGAAACCAAAAACGGAACCUUCACCCGAGAGAUGCCCUGCAAGUGGACAAACGGUUAUCACUUCGACACGGCCAUGCUCCUAUCAGUGUUCCUCGGGAUGUUUGGAGCGGAUCGAUUCUAUCUCGGUUAUCCGGCCAUUGGAUUGCUCAAAUUUUGCACCCUGGGGUUCAUGUUUCUCGGGCAGCUGGUGGAUGUGAUACUGAUUGCCACCCAAGUGGUGGGUCCAGCCGAUGGUUCGGCGUACGUGAUUCCUUUCUAUGGUCCCGGUAUUUCCGUUGUCCGGAGUGACAACUGGACGUACCGGUUGCCCCAGGACAAUUGGUGAUUGUUGGCGAACAUUUUCAAAACGCAUAGAAUAAAAUAAAAAUUAUUAGAA